AUGGCGCCCAUGUACGUGGUGAAGCGGGACGGCCAGAGCCAGGAGGUGAAGUUUGAUGCUAUCACCCGACGCAUCAAGACUCUUUGCGAAGGUUUGGAUCCCCGUUUCGUUGACCCCGUGCCCGUGACACAGAAGGUGGUCGAGGGCUUCUACAACGGCAUCUCCACGUCGGAGGUGGACACCCUGGCGGCCGAGACGUGCGCGUACAUGUCGCAGAAGCACCCGGACUUCUCUACCCUGGCAGCGCGGAUCGCGGUAUCAAACCUGCACAAGAACACCUCGGACUCGUUCUACGAGACGUGCAAGGUCCUGCACAACUAUGUGGACAAGCAGGGCAGGCCCGCGGCUCUCUUGGCUGAGGAUGUUUGGGAGUUCGUCCAGGCCAACGCGGAGGCCCUCGACCAGGCCAUCGAUUACAAGAGAGAUCUGGGCUACGACUACUUUGGAUUCAAAACUCUGGAGAAGUCCUACCUCCUGCGCGUUCAUGGAAAGAUCGUGGAGAGGCCGCAGCACAUGAUCAUGCGGGCAGCCUGCGGUAUCCACACGGGGGACAUCCGUGCUGCACUGGAGACGUACGACCUGAUGUCCCGGAAGUUCUUCACACACGCGACCCCGACCCUCUUCAAUGCCGGAACGCCCCAGCCGCAGAUGUCCUCGUGUUUCCUGCUGAAGAUGCAAGACGACAGCAUCGAAGGCAUCUACGACACGCUGAAGCAGUGUGCUUCCAUCUCCAAGUCAGCAGGUGGGAUCGGCGUGGCUAUCUCAAAUGUGCGCGCCAGCGGCUCCUACAUCAGAGGCACCAACGGCCACAGCAACGGCCUUGUGCCCAUGCUCCGCAACUUCAACGAGACGGCUCGAUAUGUGGACCAGGGCGGGGGCAAGAGGAAGGGAUCUUUUGCGAUGUACCUGGAGCCCUGGCAUGCGGAUGUCUUCGACUUCCUGGAGCUUCGGAAGAACCACGGCAAGGAGGAGCAGCGUGCCCGAGAUCUCUUCUACGGGCUCUGGAUCCCCGAUCUCUUCAUGCAGCGGGUGAAGGACAAUCAAGACUGGACGCUGUUCUGCCCGAACGAGGCCUACGAUGAGGACACGGGCAAGGGGCUGAUGGAUGUGUGGGGCGACGAGUUCGACGAGCUGUAUGCUCGGCUUGAAACCCAAGGCAAGGGCCGCAAGACGGUGAAGGCGCAGCAGCUCUGGUUCCGAAUCCUCGAGUCUCAGAUGGAGACCGGGACGCCUUACAUGCUGUACAAGGACCAUGCGAACCGCAAGUCCAACCAGCAGAACCUCGGCACGAUCCACUGCUCCAACUUGUGUACAGAGAUCAUUGAGUACACCUCGAAGGAUGAGGUGGCAGUGUGCAACCUUGCCUCCAUCUCCUUGCCAGCCUUUGCCAGCGCCGAGGGCACAUAUGACUUCCAGCAGCUUUAUGAGGUGACCAAGGUGGUGACGCGGAACCUGAAUAAAGUCAUCGACCGGAACUACUACCCGGUACCAGAGGCUCGCAAGUCCAAUCUCCGCCAUAGGCCCGUGGGCUUGGGAGUGCAGGGCCUGGCAGACGCCUUCCUGAUCAUGAAGCUGCCCUUCGAGGGCGAGGAGGCAAGGCGCCUGAACGAGGACAUCUUCGAAACAAUCUACUUUGCGGCCUGUGAGGCCUCCUGUGAACUUGCAGAGACCUGCGGCCCAUAUGAGACCUAUGCAGGCAGCCCUGCGAGCAAAGGUCUCCUGCAGUACGAUCUCUGGGACCGGCAGCCACGCAGCGGACGCUGGGACUGGGCCGGCCUGAAGACACGCAUCACCCGUUUCGGGCUGCGGAACUCCCUGCUCGUGGCACCCAUGCCGACGGCCAGCACAGCCCAGAUCCUUGGCAACAACGAGUCCUUCGAGCCCUACACUCAGAACCUCUACGUGCGCCGAGUGCUCUCAGGAGAGUUCGUGCAGGUGAACCGGCACCUGCUUAAGGAUCUCAUCCUGCGGGGCUUGUGGAACGAGGAACUCCGCGUGCAGCUGGUCGCGCACAACGGCAGCGUGCAGAAGAUGGACCUGCCCCAGGACCUCAAGGAGUUGUACAAGACGGUUUGGGAGAUCAGGCAGAAGGUCGUCCUGGACAUGGCCGGCGACCGCGGCGCCUACAUCGACCAGUCGCAGUCACUGAACAUCCACAUGACGGAUGUGACCACCGCCAAACUGUCCUCCAUGCAUUUCCAUGGCUGGCAGCUGGGAUUGAAGACGGGCCUCUACUACCUGCGCACAAAGGCAGCCGCAGAUGCCAUCAAGUUCACCGUGGAUGUUCAGAAGCUAACGAAAACUGCCAAGGCAGGAAAGUGCUUGGCCUCUGACUCUGAUGCCUCCACGGCUACAUCUUCGGCGAAGGGCCUGGAGGCCUCCGCAAUCGAAGCGCUCAAAGCCGAGGGCCCGAAGUACAGCUGCGUGAACUGCAGAGCAGUGGGCAUCUUGAGGCCACUGGCGGGAGUGUCCAUGGCGCCCAUGUACGUGGUGAAGCGGGACGGUCAAAGCCAGGAGGUGAAGUUUGACGCCAUCACCCGACGCAUCAAGACGCUUUGCGAAGGCUUGGAUCCCCGUUUCGUUGACCCCGUGCCCGUGACACAGAAGGUGGUCGAGGGCUUCUACAACGGCAUCUCCACGUCGGAGGUGGACACCCUGGCGGCCGAGACGUGCGCGUACAUGUCGCAGAAGCACCCGGACUUCUCUACCCUGGCAGCGCGGAUCGCGGUAUCAAACCUGCACAAGAACACCUCGGACUCUUUCUACGAGACGUGCAAGGUCCUGCACAACUACGUGGACAAGCAGGGCAGGCCCGCGGCUCUCUUGGCUGAGGACGUCUGGCAGUUCGUCCAGGCCAACGCGGAGGCCCUCGACCAGGCCAUCGAUUACAAGAGAGAUCUGGGCUACGACUACUUUGGAUUCAAAACUCUGGAGAAGUCCUACCUCCUGCGCGUUCAUGGGAAGAUCGUGGAGAGGCCGCAGCACAUGAUCAUGCGGGCAGCCUGCGGUAUCCACACGGGGGACAUCCGUGCUGCCCUAGAGUACGACCUGAUGUCCCGGAAGUUCUUCACGCACGCGACCCCGACCCUCUUCAAUGCCGGAACGCCCCAGCCGCAGAUGUCCUCUUGCUUUCUGCUAAAGAUGCAAGACGACAGCAUCGAAGGCAUCUACGACACGCUGAAGCAGUGCGCCUCCAUCUCCAAGUCUGCCGGUGGGAUCGGCGUGGCUAUCUCAAACGUGCGCGCCAGCGGCUCCUACAUCAGGGGCACCAACGGCCACAGCAACGGCCUUGUGCCCAUGCUCCGCAACUUCAAUGAGACAGCGAGGUACGUGGACCAGGGCGGGGGCAAGAGGAAGGGAUCUUUUGCCAUGUACCUGGAGCCCUGGCAUGCGGAUGUCUUCGACUUCCUGGAGCUUCGGAAGAACCACGGCAAGGAGGAGCAGCGUGCCCGAGAUCUCUUCUACGGGCUCUGGAUCCCCGAUCUCUUCAUGAAGCGGGUGAAGGACAAUCAAGACUGGACGCUGUUCUGCCCGAACGAGGCCUACGAUGAGGAGACGGGCAAGGGGCUGAUGGAUGUUUGGGGCGACGAGUUCGACGAGCUGUAUGCUCGGCUGGAAACCCAAGGCAAGGGCCGCAAGACGGUGAAGGCGCAGCAGCUCUGGUUCCGAAUCCUCGAGUCCCAGAUGGAGACUGGGACGCCUUACAUGCUGUACAAGGACCAUGCGAACCGCAAGUCCAACCAGCAGAACCUCGGCACCAUCCACUGCUCCAACUUGUGUACAGAGAUCAUUGAGUACACCUCGAAGGAUGAGGUGGCAGUGUGCAACCUUGCCUCCAUCUCCUUGCCAGCCUUUGCCAGCGCCGAGGGCACUUAUGACUUCCAGCAGCUUUAUGAGGUGACCAAGGUGGUGACGCGGAACCUGAACAAAGUCAUCGACCGGAACUACUACCCGGUACCAGAGGCUCGCAAGUCCAAUCUCCGCCAUAGGCCCGUGGGCUUGGGAGUGCAGGGCCUGGCAGACGCCUUCCUGAUCAUGAAGCUGCCCUUCGAGGGCGAGGAGGCAAGGCGCCUGAACGAGGACAUCUUCGAAACAAUCUACUUUGCGGCCUGUGAGGCCUCCUGUGAACUUGCAGAGACCUGCGGCCCAUAUGAGACCUAUGCAGGCAGCCCUGCGAGCAAAGGUCUCCUGCAGUACGAUCUCUGGGACCGGCAGCCACGCAGCGGACGCUGGGACUGGGCCGGCCUGAAGACACGCAUCACCCGUUUCGGGCUGCGGAACUCCCUGCUCGUGGCACCCAUGCCGACGGCCAGCACAGCCCAGAUCCUUGGCAACAACGAGUCCUUCGAGCCCUACACUCAGAACCUCUACGUGCGCCGAGUGCUCUCAGGAGAGUUCGUGCAGGUGAACCGGCACCUGCUUAAGGAUCUCAUCCAGCGCGGCUUGUGGAACGAGGAACUCCGCGUGCAGCUGGUCGCGCACAACGGCAGCGUGCAGAAGAUGGACCUGCCCCAGGACCUCAAGGAGUUGUACAAGACGGUUUGGGAGAUCAGGCAGAAGGUCGUCCUGGAUAUGGCCGGCGACCGCGGCGCCUACAUCGACCAGUCGCAGUCACUGAACAUCCACAUGACGGAUGUGACCACCGCCAAACUGUCCUCCAUGCAUUUCCAUGGCUGGCAGCUGGGAUUGAAGAUGGGCCUCUACUACCUCCGCACAAAGGCGGCCGCAGAUGCCAUCAAGUUCACCGUGGAUGUUCAGAAGCUGACCAAGACCGCCAGGCCCGAGAAGUCCUUGGCCUCUGACUCCGACGCCUCGACAGCGGCGUCUGUCACGAAAGGCUUGGAGGCCUCUGCAAUCGAAGCGCUCAAAGCUGAAGGGCCAAAGUACAGCUGCGUGAACUGCAGCGCCUAA
Messenger RNA from Symbiodinium natans, 4911 nucleotides. The record is from the annotation of a GenBank genome assembly. NCBI's taxonomy places the organism in Eukaryota, Dinophyceae, Suessiales, Symbiodiniaceae.